GCCGGGCCGGGCCGCUGCCCCGCCAUGGAGCCGCCGUUACCGGAGCUCAUCGUCCCAUCGUUGUUGUCCCAUCGCCGUCCCAUCGUUGUUGUCCCAUUAUCGUUGUCCCAUCACCAUCCCGUCGUUGUCCCGUCCCGGUCGCACCGCGGGGCUGUGGGGGAUGUUGGAGCCGCCUACAGCCCCCACAGUGCAACGCGCGCCUCGCCGCACGGCCCCACCGCCCCGCACAUGCGCACAGCGCUCUAUGGCUCCAAGAUGGCCGACACGGCGCCCGGCGGUUCCGGCACGCGGUCGGGCAGCAAGCACACGACCACGCCAGCAGAUAACUACUACCUGGCCCGAAGGAGGACACUGCAGGUGGUGGUCAGCUCCUUGCUCACUGAAGCCGGCUUUGAGAGCGCUGAGAAGGCUGCGGUGGAAACACUGACAGAGAUGUUACAGAGCUAUAUUUCUGAAAUUGGAAGGAGUGCAAAGUCCUACUGUGAGCAUACAGCCCGAACACAGCCCACGCUGUCUGACAUAGUUGUUACUUUAGUGGAGAUGGGGUUCAAUGUUGAAACACUUCCUGCAUAUGCAAAGCGCUCCCAGAGGAUGGUGAUCACUGCCCCUCCUGUGACAAAUCAGCCCGUGACUCCCAAAGCCCUGACAGCUGGACAGAACAAGCCACAUCCAUCCCACAUCCCUGGCUAUUUCCCUGAGUUUCCAGAUCCUCACACCUACAUCAAGACACCAACGUACCGAGAGCCAGUGUCCGAUUAUCAAGUCCUACGGGAAAAGGCAGCAUCUCAGAGGCGUGACGUGGAAAGAGCUCUCACCCGCUUCAUGGCUAAGACAGGAGAAACACAGAGUCUCUUCAAAGAUGAUGUUAGCACAUUCCCAUUGAUUGCUGCCAGGCCAUUCACCGUACCCUACCUGACGGCUCUUCUCCCCUCGGAGCUGGAAAUGCAGCAAAUGGAAGAAACAGAUUCAUCCGAGCAAGACGACCAGACAGACACAGAGAACCUGCCCUUGCAUAUGAGCACGGAUGAUUCAGGACCUGAAAAAGAGAAUUCUUCAGUAUUACAGCAGAACACCUCCUUGUCUGGCAGCCGGAAUGGGGAGGAGAAUAUGAUAGACAAUCCUUAUCUCCGGCCAGUGAAAAAGCCCAAGAUCCGCAGAAAGAAAUGAACUGUAGUCAGCUGGCUGCUAGAAGGAAGAGGAGCCCAUUUCUCUGGCUGUUAUGAGUAGUCACCUCUGCUGCUGUGGGUAUGAGGCGUGGAGCAAGACAGAGGAGGCAGUCUGACCGAAUGGCAGAAGGAGAGGAAUGAUCUUUGUCUGCCUGGCAAACUACACUGUCAUCAUUGUUUGCAGUGCUCCCUCUUCCUCCUCUGCUUUCCUCCUAACUGGGAAUGCUCAGUGGUCAGUUGCCUUAAAAAUGGUAAAAGCCACUGGGUUAUAGAUGGGAAUUGUCUCAUUUGCUUUGGUUUCUUCUCACUGUUGAGGAGGUUUACUCUCUUAAGAGGCACAGGACAAAAAGAUUCUUGCUGCUCUACAGAACACAAAGACAUCAUUUGUUUUUGGCUGCCUUACAAGCUAGAAAAGAAACUUCUGCAGUGAACCCUGUUUGGCUUUAUAAUCUGUGGUGCAUGUAUGAAGAGAGAGAGAAAAAUCCCACAGAGGUUUCUUUCUUUUGAUUGUUGGCAGGUAAAAGCAAACACAUUUAUCAAAGAGUGAAGUGUAAAUACAGAGCUAAGAUGAGAGUUAUUCUCAGCUUUUCUGACUGCAGCUGCACUUCCAACUUAAAAGUGCUGAGUGUGGUGUUUACCCUACUCUGCUUUGAGGUUAUUUUCUAGCAGUACCAAUGGCAGGAUUCAACAGCUGCCUCGGGCUCUUUUCUAGUUCUGUUGUUAGGUUCAAUGCAGCACAAGUCCUUUGAGAGUUCAUGCCUUCACCAGCUGUUUUGAAAGAUGCUUGCUGCAAAGCUUGGAAUAUAGAAUAAAGCUGUAUCGAUUACAGUCUGCAGGGCUGUGCUAUUGAUCAUGCUUUUAAAUUUUGUCUUUGUUCAGAUAUGGGCUUUAAUCAACAAAAGUUGCUCUUUUUUGUUUCUUUUUUGUUGUUGUUCCUUUUUUUCCUUAGAUAAGGAACUUUGUUUCAACUGUGAAAAUGAGUGCUGGUGGGAUUGCUCUAAUUGUUAUCCAGUUUUGGAGGCCUUUCCUUUACUUUAUGUUCAGUCUUUACUUAGGGAAAAUAUACACAGAUAUAUUAUAUAUAAUAUCACCCAGAGAGGAGGAAGAAGAGGAGGAAUUAUUUCAGCAAGAAUGGAAGUAUUCCUGUUAACCUAUUUGAAAUGCCAUCUUUAGCAAAAAAUUAGUCCUGCGUGUGCCAUUGCCACUUCUGUUAGUGCCUUUGUUGUACAGAAAAUCAAAUGUACAAAGACAUGAUGUAUAUAUAUAUGUGUGUAUGUAUAUAAAAGGAUUUAUCUUUUUUUUUUCUACUUUGGAUUAGGUGUUUUUCAUAAUGAAAAUAUCCCUUUCUGGAUAGGGGAGAAUCUGGAAUGAAAAUAGUAUCUUUAAUGUUCCUAAUAAAAGAAAUUUUAUCUUCUACUAUUAAAA
Molecule: messenger RNA, 2591 nt
Organism: Coturnix japonica (Japanese quail)
Lineage: Eukaryota; Metazoa; Chordata; Aves; Galliformes; Phasianidae
Gene: TAF8
Product: TATA-box binding protein associated factor 8
Biological process (GO): transcription initiation at RNA polymerase II promoter
Cellular component (GO): transcription factor TFIID complex
Molecular function (GO): protein heterodimerization activity
Source: RefSeq, a predicted model, not a curated record